UUGUUGUAAGAUUCGCUGAGUAAAGAAGUUGAGAGACGACGGAAAUGGAAGGGAAUGUCGUUGAGGCUGCAGAUCGUGGACAGUGGGAUAAAGUGAAGGACCUAGUGGACAGGGGAGGUGACGUCAAUAUACGGGAUGGAGAUGGAUGUACAGCUCUACACCAUGCGGCUGAUCAUACUAAUGUAGAGAUGUGUAAAUUUCUACUUGGUCGUGGGGCGGACGUCGCUGCUCGAGACAAAUAUGGCAAACGUCCUUUACAUUACGCAGCUGGAGAUUGUCUUGUUGAUAUUGUGCAGCUGCUUGUGGAUCAUGGAGCUCAUACCAAUGUGGUAGAUAAGGAUGGAGAUACACCACUACAUGUAGCAUGUAUGGAAGGUAAUAUCAAGUCUGCUCGUUUGUUACUUUCCUGUGGUGCUAGCUCUUGUGCUUCUAACAAUGAUGGAAAGACGCCACUACAUUGUGCAGCUGGUAGAUGGACAGAGUGUGUAGAAUUAUGUGACAUUUUACUGACUCAUGAUGCUGACAUUCAUGCAGCAGACAAAUAUGGGAACCAGCCACUACAUCUAGCAUGUAUGAAAGGUAAUAUCAAGUCUGCUCGUUUGUUACUUUCCAGUGGUGCUAGCUCUUGUGCUUCUAACAAUGAUGGAAAGACGCCACUACAUUGUGCAGCUGGUGAAUGGAAAGAGUGUGUAGAAUUAUGUGACAUUUUACUGACUCAUGAUGCUGACAUUCAUGCAGCAGACAAAUAUGGGAACCAGCCACUACAUGUAGCAUGUAUGGAAGGUCAUAUCAAGUCUGCUCGUUUCUUACUUUCCAGUGGUGCUAGCUCUUGUGCUUCUAACAAUGAUGGAAAGACGCCACUACAUUGUGCAGCUGGUGAAUGGAAAGAGUGUGUAGAAUUAUGUGACAUUUUACUGACUCAUGAUGCUGACAUUCAUGCAGCAGACAAAUAUGGGAACCAGCCACUACAUGUAGCAUGUAUGGAAGGUCAUAUCAAGUCUGCUCGUUUCUUACUUUCCAGUGGUGCUAGCUCUAGUGCUUCUAACAAUGAUGGAAAGACGCCACUACAUUGUGCAGCUGGUGGACAGACAGAGUGUGUAGAAUUAUGUGACAUUUUACUGACUCAUGAUGCUGACAUUCAUGCAGCAGACAAUAAUGGGAACCAACCAUUACACAUAGCAUGUAAGGAAAGUAAGAUUGAAAUUGCAAAAGUGUUGAUAUCUCAUGGAGCAGAUGUAGUUGCUAUUAAUGGACAGAACUUAUCACCUUUGCAUUUAGCAGCACAACAUUGUGGGAAUCAUCCUGACUUGUGUUUAGCUCUUUAUAGGGCAGGAUUGACCUCAAUUCAGACUGAACACAUUUGUCAAGCUUUGGAAUUUGCAUUCAGGAAAAAAAAGCAACUUACUGGUUGGGUGUUGAGUAAGAUCUCUACAAUGGCAAAAAUAUCUGUUUCUGAAAAUUUGUCCAAAUGGAUUGACAGGAUGGAUGUUGAUAAAUUGCUUGUAACAGCAUUUUGUAGAGAGCAAAUGGACACGUUUAUGUUGUUGAUAGAAAAUGGUGCAAGUGUAAAUGGACUCACAUUAGCAGUUAAAGAAGGACAAUUUAACUUGUGUAAAUUAUUGAUUGAGCAAGGAGCAUCAGUUAAUGCUAAGGGUUACAAGUAUAAAGAACCACCUAUACAUUAUGCUCUUACAGGAAACAAAACUGAAAUUGUGAAGCUUCUUCUUUCCCAUGGUGCAGAAUUCAUGGAAGUUAAAGUUAGAAACAGAUCAGCAUUAGAACGCUCACAGACAACAGGAAGUCGCACAGUGGCAAGAAUAUUGAAUUGUGCAGCUUCUUAUCCUGAAGAGAUUGUAUCUCAAGGAGAAGCAGCAAUGCGUAUCUACGAUGCUGCAUGUAAUGAAGAAAAUGCAGUGACUGUAUUUUUGCGUGUUGAUGUUGUCGGUCGUGAUGGUGCUGGAAAGACAAGCUUGACAAAGUCGAUCACUCUCAUGAAGUUUGACCAGUACGAGCCGAGCACAAGAGGUGUCAUUCCAAUGAGUCGCAUUAUCAUGAAAGAAGCACGUAACUGGACUGUUCCUGUCACCAGUGAACAUUACAGAGAUCUGUACGACAAGAACAUCACGGCAGUUAUGGCAGAGGCUUUCAAUAAACCAGAAGAAAAAGAUAAGUUUUUGACAUUGGCAAGAGACAAGAAGACGAGCACACGUAAACGAAAUAGUAAGACAUCAGUGAAGUCCAGUUCAAAGCUGAUGGCAAUAGCAAGUCCCACUGAUGGGCAAAGAGACGAGCAAUCAGAUGAUAUGUCAAUGAACGGUGGUGACAAUCUACUUGAGCAGCCUGUUGCUAUGAGGUUAGAAGAGGUCAGUAAUGAGCGACAACUUUCAGAAUCUUUAGAUUUAAAUGAUGAGAGUGCACAUGUGAGUGGUGAUGUAACUGGUGAAGACAGAGAGACAAGAGAACGAUCAACAGAGAUGUGUUGUAGUUCAGGUAGUGUAAGAGACAAUGUUGAAGCACAAGUAGAAUCAGUAGCAGGUGUUAGUUCAGAGACUGUAGUAGUAGCCGUUGAUACUGAUAGUUCAGAAAAGAGUGAAGCAAAGAAGAGAAGAAAUGUACAAAGAAGAAGAAGAAGGAAGAAGAGAGCGAGUAAGAUGAAGACAUCUGAUAAGCGACCAUCACGACAAUCUCGUCAGACGGUGACGAGUAGAAAGAAGAGAAAGAGAACUUAUCAACUAAGUUCACAAUUCUCCUCGGACGUGCAGUCGUCGACAUCUACAGAUUGUUUGUUGGAAGACACACAACAAGAUCAGACACUAUCAAAACGAGGCAAGAAAUCUAAAUUGAAAGAGUCACGUGGUCAGUCACAGUGUUCAGGCUCGGCAGCAGCUUCUGUUAAUAGUGAGAGCAAGGCUGAUGAGUCAAAGGAUAUACCCGAAGGCAUCAAAAGAAGAGUGACCGACUAUCUGAGAAAUAGUGAAUCUCUUCGGAAGGCCAAAGAUGAAAUCAUGGUCACCAUCUUAGAUUAUGCCGGUCAGCAUGUGUUUUACACAACACAUCAGCUUUUCCUCUCUCGAGCUGCUUUCUACUAUGUGGUGUUUGAUGCUUCUCAACCAUUGGGUAGCCAGACGGCAUCGGUAUUUCGUAAACUUGAUGGCAAAGUAGAAUACAUGGGUGACAUACCUGAUGCUACAAACUACGAACGAGUUGAAGAAUGGAUAUCAGCCAUUCACAUUAUGGAAGCCGAGUCGUCAUAUUUCAUGAUAUUUGAGAAUGUAGGCAUACGAUCACCUGGAAUCUUCCUUGUUGGUACACAUGCUGAUGUACUACGAGAAGAGGAAGGGAUGUUGGAGAAGCAAGACGAGUUCAUGAAGAAGAAACUGCAAGACACAGAGCUGUCAGAGCACAUCAUAUGGGCAUCUAAAGACAGAAUGUGUUUCUAUGUCGAUAACUCGAUGACGGAUGCAGACAGUGGUGCUGUAGAUCCACAAGUACAGUUGCUGUGUCGAAAGACAGAAGAGGUGGCACGUCAGGUUGCAAAACACGACAAGCUUCCAAUGACGUGGCUUCGAUUUAAAGAAGAGCUUCACCAGUUGAAAGAAAAGGAGACGACGAGGAAGGUCGUGUCUGUAGAGGAGUUGCUGCAACUUGCCCAAAGAGUUGCCGGUAUCAAGACCAAGAAAGAGUUCAUGGUAUUGCUGCAGUAUCUGAGUAAUCGUGCUGUUGUUCUUUAUCAUCCAAAAGCUUUGAAGAAUGAAGAGAGAGAAGUCGUUCUAGAUGUUGAGUGGCUGAUGUCUCAACUAGAAAAGGUGGUGACCGUUCACACAGAUGUGCCCUCGAUGUGGAUGAGGGAUAUGGCACGUUGUGCAGAGACAGGUAUCAUGACACAAGGAUGUCUCGACUACUUGUUACCAGACUCAUCGUGUCGUGGCAUCAUCAAGUCACUUCUGAAGUAUUAUGACUUGAUGUGUCCAUAUUUUGGACUGGAUGCCAACAGUUUGGAAUUUUGCAGUGAUCAACAGGAUUACGUCAACCUGAAAUUGCAGUCUAUUGAAAAUGAAGACAAGGCACAGUGUCAAGCAUAUUUUGUACCUUGCUUGCUACAGAAAAAGUCUUCACUCUUAUCUACAGAGAUACCCUACAGUCAUAAGACUGUUGCUCUUAUUUUACAUUCUGGUAAUAUUCGUAUGCCUAAGCCUUUGUUCUACCGUCUACUCACUCGGUUGGCAAAACGAUUUCGUCUUUUGCCACGAUUGUUUCAGAAUGUUGGCUACUUCAUUGUUUAUCACGACCACAAGCUGGAGAUUUCAUUAGACAAGCACAGUUUGCAGAUGAUUGUCUACACUGACCACAAGGAUCCUCUUCCAGCAGUAUGUGCUCUUGUCAAAGAUUUUGUUGUCACUUCAGUUGAUGAAGCUAAACUACAAGGCAUGUCAGGAUUAAAGCUGCAACUAGGUUACAUGUGGAGCAAUCCAGAUCACAUUGGAGCUGAUUCUGAAUUUGUGUCUCUGAAAGGAUGGAAUCAUUUACCAGAAACCGUGUAUGUUAAAUCACUGGACAAGGAAGUCAGACUUUCAGAAACCCUACAUGCUUGGUUUCCUGCAAAGAGUGAGUUUGCUAUUCUUUCGGAGCCUAAUAUGUACUUGGCACCUGAUACAAAAUUGCUACAUUCUGAGCAACCAAAGAGUUUGGUUCAAUGCCUUCGACUCUAUCCAAUUUACGAUGUUGUAUGUGCACAUUUGUGA
Corticium candelabrum is the source of this 4742-nucleotide messenger RNA. RefSeq lists its product as uncharacterized. The coding region runs from base 45 to 4742 and encodes 1565 amino acids. The record is from RefSeq and is a predicted model, not a curated record. Lineage: Eukaryota; Metazoa; Porifera; Homoscleromorpha; Homosclerophorida; Plakinidae. The transcript is spliced from 5 exons. Gene Ontology annotation, molecular function: protein binding.